GAAAAGUACUAUGCUGGUCCACUAACUAUCCAGAGUGGAAUGAAGAGUAUAUGUUCAGCAAUGCAAAGACAAGAUUCAGGGCUUGAGGUUCGGGAUAGACUCUGGUUAAAAAUUACUAUUCAUCAGGCUUUUAUAGGUUCCGAGGUAGUAGACUGGUUGUUUAGCAAAGUUCAAGGAUUCACGGAUAGAAGAGAAGCUAAGAAGUAUGCUACUCAAAUGCUUAAGGCGGGGUUUAUAAAACAUACAGUGAAUAAAUCAACGUUUUCUGAGCAGUGCUAUUACACAUUCGGAGAUAUCGCGGCAGCACUAGCUAAUUGCAAUCUCAAGGAUUCUGAUGGGACAAAUUCCGAAACAGAUCGAGACACAUUAGGUCCCCUACCCACGCCACAGGCGGGUGUGUGGGCACCUACAGCCCCGCCUCCUUACCAUCCUCCUUCCCAUCCCACCUUCCCCGUCCCAACCAACCUGGGGCCAAUAUACAACCCUGCCCCACCUCCUUCAACUUAUAUGACUUUCAACUACUCUGAAGGGUCUGGUCCUGCCCCCCAGCAACCCUACCUCCCCGCCCACUCCCCCUCCAGUAGCUCAGGGCGGUCUGGACAAAUACAGUUGGCAGCUUCAGGAUCCGGCUCAGAUUCAGAUGUAGGGGUCAAUAUUAAUCAGGGAACCCAUUGGAAAGAGCAAGGAGGACCUUACCCCCUUCCUUCUCAAACAGGAACUUAAAGAAGUUCAAAGGAGUUUUAUGAGAUUUAAGGAGUUAUUUGAGGACUCCAUGAAUAACAAGAAGAAUGAAAAAUCAAAUCUGCAAUAACGUACUUGAUGAAUUAUAACGUUUUAAACCUAAUUUUGUUUGUAGAAAGAGUUAAAUAAUUUGAUAUACGAUGCCACGGUCCCAUACUAGUUGUCACUUUCUUGCAAUAAACCCGGAACAUUUUACACUUUUUUGUGUACUUUGUCACUGAGCUGAAAAAUAUUAUUUGCUGGAUACUGCAGUUUCAUUAAGUGCAUUGUUCAACCGGGAACAAUAGAUUAACUUCCCCUGGGCCUUUCCGGCGCUAAUGUUGGACAUUGAUUUUUAUUCAUUUUUAAACUUUCGUUUUCAAGAGUUUUAGAGGCUUUUCCAAUAUCUUAGCAUUUACGUGUUAUACACAAUUGUAUGUUUAAAAGAGAGCUAUUUUUAUUCAUUACAAUUUUACUAAUUUUUACUUGCAACAUUGUUGAAGUAUAAAUUUUGUAAAAUCCAAUAAAGCUAACUGGUAGGCAGUAGAAUACCUUUUUAGAAUAUGCUAAUUUUCUUUUGAUAUUGUGUGGGGCCUUUUAAAUGCCAAGAUCCUUAAUUGCUUUAAAACAAUAUAAAAAGGGGAUGCCCAUCUUUAUUAAGAUCAAGGAUGGGUACUCUUGUGGAUAUUGAGAUGAAUGCUUGAUCUUGAUCUUUUUUUAAUCCAUGUGUCGUCUGGAAAGUUAACAGACAAUCAGAAAACAUCUGGAAUAUUGCGCUUAAUCUUUGAGAGAAGAGAGAAAUUUCGAAUUUCUAAACUCAAGAGAUUAAAAGCUGCGUACAAUUUAAAAGUGCUCACUGGAGAUGUCAAGAUUAAGAGAUUGGGAUUAUGGGUAUUCAACGCUAAAAUUUCCAGAGCAGGCUUUAUAGAGGAUUUCUAGAAAUAUUUUCAAUGGUUCUGCAAUCUGCAUAACUAUAUUUUUAUAUUUCAUAUUAACGAAAUUUAGUUUAAAUAAUUUACCAAUGGCUGUUAAUUCAGGUUGAACAUAAAAAAUGUAGAUGGAACCCUUUCAAAUAGAAAACUGUAGAAAAGCAGAAAUAUUAAAUCCUUGAAUAAAAUACAUAUCGAGGGUUAAUUAAUGAAAUUUCCAUACUCUCAGAUACAUUAACCACCUCUACUAUUUCACAUCUUGAUUAAAAAUUAAGCCCCAGGGGGAUUAAGUCCCGACUCUCUCUCGACUAAUUCACACUAAAUAGAAACAAGGAAAAUAAGAUCAAAGGGAAUGAGAUAAAUUUACAGAAUAGUAAGAACAAAUCCUAUUUUGGAGGAUUAUAUCUAUACGUUCGAGGAUUUUUUAUUUUUACUUACAAGUACUAAGUACUCAAGUUUAUUGUAUUAAAUACUCAUCAUGCUCUUCCAGUGAAUUCAAUUAUAAUAUAUUUUAAGUACAAGCUUAUCGUUAUUGAAAAUAUUUGUGUUGUAUAAAUGUCUGAAAAGUAUGAUGAGAUGAGAACGUGAAAAAUGAAAGGAUGAGUCACUAAAUAUUGUAAAUCUCUGGCUCAAUCUCAAAAGUGUGCAAUCUCGAAAUUUUGAUUUUUUCUAGCACAUGUCUUGGGUUAUGUGUGUAAGACAUCUUCUGAGCAUAGCGCGGCUAUACCAGGUUUGCGACCGUGAAAUUAAUAUAAGUACUAAGCAGCUCAUUUUAGGUUAAACUGGGUUUGAUAAACGAUAAUGAUAAUUCACCCUUAUCCAUUAAGGUUCCAAUUUUUCCAAACGCCCUUAAUUCAUAUAAUUUUGUAACAUUGUUAACUGUCAAUCAAUGUUUAUUGCAUAAACAUUUACAAGUUAACGUCGUGUUGAUUGUGUUUAUUUAGAACUCGCAUCAUUAUUUGAUAUUUCAUAUUGUUUUCUCUCUUUUUCUCUCAAAUUAAAAUAUGUCUAUUAAUCCCUGUAUUGUAUCCACCUUCUGUUAAAGGGUGUCCACGAGUUUAAAUACUUGUUUCACCCUACACUGUCGAGGAGGGGGGGGGGGCUCCCCCAUCCCCUGAAGAUAAUCAUUAAAAACGAUUGUCAUCAAAUCAAGAGUUUUUCAAAAUAGAAAAUACUGGACACCCUUUCUUCUGUAUAAUUGUACACGUAUACAAUACAUCCCUAGCUGUGAUUACAUUAAGCUAUCGUCUAACAAUAAAUUGUAAAUUU
Molecule: messenger RNA, 2918 nt
Organism: Eurytemora carolleeae
Lineage: Eukaryota; Metazoa; Arthropoda; Copepoda; Calanoida; Temoridae
Product: segment polarity protein dishevelled homolog DVL-3
Biological process (GO): canonical Wnt signaling pathway; intracellular signal transduction
Cellular component (GO): cytosol
Molecular function (GO): frizzled binding
Source: RefSeq, a predicted model, not a curated record